AUGAAUGUAGCUAUUAGAAUACUAAGAACUACAUGUCGAUUAUCAUUGCGCAGUAAAGGAAAUGGUCAUAUGACUAACCCAUUCGAUAAGUCUACAAUAGAUAUACUGACUAUCAAUAAUUUAACAUCAAUGAAUAGAUUUGCUCUGUUGCAUUCUAAUCAGAACAUUACAACACAAACAAUCAAUGUUGAUUUUCGUAAUGUCAAUGAUUUUGUUAGUGAUCUUCAAUGUGGAGACCAAUUUAUACACACCUUUGGCUGA
Messenger RNA from Schistosoma curassoni, 261 nucleotides. The record is from the annotation of a GenBank genome assembly. NCBI's taxonomy places the organism in Eukaryota, Metazoa, Platyhelminthes, Trematoda, Strigeidida, Schistosomatidae.